AUGAUACGAAAUUUAUUACCACAAAUUAUAAAUAAACAACAAAGCAUAAUAACAUCAAUAAAUAGAAUUAAUAUUAAGCCAACAACAAUAAGAUUAUUUUGUACCAACAAUCAAAAUAAUCAAAAUAAUAAUAAUAAUAAUACAGAUAAUGAUUCAGAAAUAAAUAAAAAAAUUUUAUUAGCCAGAAAAAAAAAGAAUAAAAAUUCAAAUAUUAAAAAGUUUUUAAGUGGUGAAGAUAAGGAAUUAAAAAAUAUAAUUGACGAAAAUAGAAAUAAAAAUUUAUCAUUUACACCACAACAACAACAACAGCAACAACAACAACAACAACAACAACAACAACAACAACAACAACAACAACAACAACAACAACAACAACAAUUACAAAAUAAAAUAAAAAAUGAAACAAACACAAAACCAAAAAUGGAUAUUCAAGAUACAAAAGAUAUUUUAGGAUAUGCAGGUCAAGAAGAGAUUGCACAUGGUAUUUUCAUUAAUAGAGAUUUAAGUAAAAGUGAUAAAAGAUUAACAAUUGUUACAGCAUCAGAGAAUAAAGAAUCUGAAGCAAAAACAUUGGCAAACUUUUUAAAAUUAGAAUAUUUACCACUUCAACAAGUUUUAAAAUUACCAAAUGAAUUAUUUACAUAUCAAUCAGUUUUAUUCGUCCAACCAAAAGGUGUAACAUUACAUGAUUUUGAAGCUUGUUCACCACCAACAUCAUCAUCAUCAUCAUCAAGAGGAGUAGGUAAUCGUAAUGUUAGAAAGAUGAUGAACGAAGUACUUUUAGAUUAUACUGAAGGUUCAAUUGCACAUCGUACUGAAUUUGGAAAGAAUAAGAGAUCACCAAUAAUUAGAUCAACUAGUUUAUCAAAAAAUGUUCAUCCAAAAACUAUUUUGGAUGUAACUGGUGGCUUGGGUAAGGAUGCUUGGAUUUUGGCAUCAUUCGGUUCAAAUGUAACAAUCAUUGAAAGAAAUCCAGUAUUGGUUUAUUUAAUUGAGAGUGCAUUAUCAAAAGCAUUAUUAAAUCCUGAUACUGCACAGAUUGCAAAACGUAUAACAUUAAUUCAUAAAGAUUCAAUCGAGUAUUUAGUUGAAAGUCUUAAAAACUUGAAAGAUGAUAAUGCACCACCACCACCACAAGUAAUCUUUAUGGACCCAAUGUAUCAACCAAAGAAAAAUGAAAAAUCAUUAUCAAAAAAAGAUAUUAGAGCAAUUAGAAAAUUAGUUGGUGGUGAUAGAGAUUCAACAACAUUAUUCGCUUUAUCAAGACGUUUCGCUUCAAAUAGAGUAGUUUGGAAACGUCCAAAAGGUACUUUACCAUUUAAUCCUGACAUUGAAUAUAAAUCUUCUGAUACUUGUUUUUAUGUUUAUUUAAAAGAUAAAAUUACAAAAAAUACAUAA
Messenger RNA from Dictyostelium discoideum AX4, 1398 nucleotides. RefSeq lists its product as hypothetical. Gene Ontology annotation, biological process: rRNA methylation. The record is from RefSeq and is a predicted model, not a curated record. The transcript has a single exon. Bases 1 to 1398 code for a protein of 465 amino acids. NCBI's taxonomy places the organism in Eukaryota, Evosea, Eumycetozoa, Dictyosteliales, Dictyosteliaceae. Gene Ontology annotation, molecular function: rRNA (guanine-N2-)-methyltransferase activity.